UCUUCUAUUGUCUUCCUCCUUAAACCCUAACUAACUACUUUCAUCCCCCCAAAUCCUUCUCAAUGACCACCGCCGCAGAUCAACCCGAUCCAUCUCCGCAAUCCACAAGAGUGAGCCCCAAGACAGCAAACGACGCCGUCGCCUCUCUGCUCAAAUGGAAAACCGAGAAAUCGAAAACAGAGAAGCCUCAGCUCCUGGAGCAAGACGAGUUCGUCUACCUCGUCGUCACUCUAAACAAGAUCCCGCAGAAAAACCGCACGAACGCCCACCGCAUCCGCCUACCCCACCCGCUGAUCGACACUGACGAAGAGUCCCCGGAGCUCUGCCUCAUCAUCGACGACAGACCUAAAAGCGGACUCACCAAGGAAGACGCGAAGAUGAAGAUCGAGUCGGAGAAUAUCCCGAUCACCAAGGUUCUUAAGCUCUCGAAAUUGAAAACAGAUUACAAAGCCUUCGAGGAGAAGCGGAAGCUUUUCGAUUCGUACGAUAUGUUCUUCGCGGACAGGAGGGUGAUCCCCAUGCUUCCGAGGCUGAUCGGGAAGAAGUUCUUCGUGCAGAAGAAGAUUCCUUUGCCGGUGGAUCUGAAGCACAAGAACUGGAAGCAGCAGAUUGAGAAAGGGUGUGGCUCCGCUAUGUUUUUCGUUAGCACGGGCACGUGUAGCGUAGUGAAAGUAGGGAAGCUGUCGAUGGAGAGGGAUGAGAUUGUGGAGAAUGUGAUGGCGACGUUAAACGGCGUCGUCGAGGUCUUGCCUAGUCAGUGGAAGUAUGUGAGGUCUUUGCAUUUGAAGCUGUCGGAGAGCGUUUCGCUGCCGAUUUAUCAGUGUGUCCCUGAUUUGAAGCUAAAGAUCGAUGGUUUUGAAGAGGAGAGUGUGGUUAAGGAAGAGAAGAAGAAGAGGAAAGGGAAGAGUGAUGAUGCUGUGAAGGGGAAGAAGAAGAAGAAGGGUAGGAUUCAUGAGGUUAGGAAUAUGGAUAGUAAUGUAUCUGAGGUGGUUGAUGAAGAUGAGAUUGGUCACGUUGAGGUUACUAAUGAGAAGAAGAAUAAGAGGAAGAAGGAGACAAGUGUGGUUGAUGAUGAUGAUGCUGAGGAACCGAAUAAGAAGAAGAAGCUUGCCAAGGGGAAGCUGAAAGAGAAGAGUAAGGGUGCGUUACAGCCGGAGAAGAAGACAAAGGUUACGAAACAAGAGUCCGGUGGUGGCUUGAAGAAGAAGAAGAGUGCUGUUAGACAAAGGGUUAUGCCUCUUCGUUCAUAUAAGUAGUUUUAUGUUUUUUGGUAGUGCUGAUUACAUUUUGGGGUGUUUUUUUUUAUAUCUUCUACCACUUCUCUUAAACAUUAACUGAUGUGAAUGUGGUUUGGUGGAGGAAACAUAGUUAUGUUACCAGUUCUGAGUA
Raphanus sativus (radish) is the source of this 1389-nucleotide messenger RNA. Its product is annotated as putative ribosome biogenesis protein C8F11.04. The record is from RefSeq and is a predicted model, not a curated record. NCBI's taxonomy places the organism in Eukaryota, Viridiplantae, Streptophyta, Magnoliopsida, Brassicales, Brassicaceae. Gene Ontology annotation, cellular component: 90S preribosome. The transcript has a single exon. Bases 63 to 1256 code for a protein of 397 amino acids.